This is a messenger RNA of Metarhizium album ARSEF 1941, 897 nucleotides long. RefSeq names its product DnaJ domain-containing protein. NCBI's taxonomy places the organism in Eukaryota, Fungi, Ascomycota, Sordariomycetes, Hypocreales, Clavicipitaceae. Gene Ontology annotation, molecular function: heat shock protein binding. The record is from RefSeq and is a predicted model, not a curated record. The transcript is spliced from 2 exons. The coding region runs from base 1 to 897 and encodes 298 amino acids. Gene Ontology annotation, cellular component: nucleus; cytoplasm.
AUGUCUGAUAUUGAGGAUUGUAUGGACAAUGAGCCACCUGUCAUCGAUCCGUACGAGGUGCUCGGCCUCGACCGCGAGGCCACGGCAGACAAAAUCAAGAGUGCCUACCGAAAGGCAGCGCUCAAGAGCCACCCUGACAAGGUGGCCAGUGAACAAAAAGAGGCGGCCCACUCCAAAUUUCAGAAGAUUGCCUUUGCCUACGCCAUCCUCUCCGACCCGGCGCGACGCAGACGAUAUGACACUACCGGCUCAACUUCAGAGUCCAUCGUCGACGCGGAUGGCUUCAGUUGGAGCGAUUACUACCGAGAACAGUACAGAGACUCAAUAUCUGCGGACGCAAUUAGGAAAUUUGCCGAGAAAUACAAGGGCUCUGAUGAGGAAAGGGAUGAUGUUUUGAUUGCCUACGAAGAAUGUGAAGGAGACAUGGAUCAGAUUUACGAACGCGUCAUGUUGAGUGAUGUCACAGAGGAUGAUGAGAGAUUUCGCAGCAUUAUUGACAAGGCCAUCGACGAUGAGGACGUGCCAGCCUUCGACUCAUACUCAAAGGAAAGUAAAAAGAAGCGCGCAGCCCGUAUCAAGGCCGCGAAAGCUGAGGCAGCGGAGGCAGAGAGCCAUGCCAAGGUACUUGGUGUUCACGACAUGUUGUUUUCCACAAAGGACAAGAAAUCAAAGGGUAGCUCCGAGGAUAGCCUGGCAGCCUUGAUCCAGAAACGACAACAGAACAGAUCUGCGAAUUUCCUCGAACACCUGGCGGAAAAGUAUGGAGCUAAUAGUAGCAAGAGCGAAAAGGGCAAAAAGCGAGCAGUGGAGGACGAUGAGCCCUCAGAAGAAGCCUUUCAAACCGCCGCUGCCAAGUUGAAAAAGGGAGGCCGGGCAUCCAAGAAGUCCAAGAAAUGA